UUAGCUCAAAUGUUUAAAAAUGAAAGGAAAUAUUAGAUCAAUGGUGAUGUGAUAAGAGCUUGAUAACUAAACCUAAACCUGUGACCUAAACACAUGAAUAGUGUGAAAUCUAUUGAAUUGAUACUAUCGUUUAUUUCAAAUAUUCACCUGUCUCUAUGUGUGAGUGCGGGUAAUUUGCUUAAGACUAAUCCCGUAGUAUUCCGCCACUGCUAACCGCGCAUCAAUUGUAGCCAAUUUUACUGAUCAACGUUGAUGCGUCUUAACGCGCGUUCCGCUCGUUCGUCUCCCGCUCACCAAACAAAGUCGCCAAAACUCACCACCCCACCCUAUACAAACGUAGCGCGCAAACGCACACCACACCAACGGCAAACGGCAGCGACAGGUUGAUCUCGCGUACCAAACAAACAACGCUCCCGGUCCAGUCCGAGUCAGUCUUAUUCCGGCCCGAACACACGUUGCAUCGUGUGCAUUGCGAAAACACGCCAGUAACUGACCAGUACAGCACAUACACAGAUAGCGACUUGAGAGGGUGGAUUAAUAUGGUUGCGGCACCAUUUUACCCUCCUACUACACCCUUCUCCAUGGAUUUUGUCGCGUGUAUUGUGAACGUGUGUGCGAACGUAUCAUAAAACAGUGUCAUCGUGAGCUUUAGGCCGCUGCGAAUCGCUAAUUGAAUUUAAAUCCACUCCCACAAGUGUCCUCGUGUCCAAAAACGCGCGACCCAAAAGAGAAAGUCUGGCGCAAUGGCUAAUCCGUGAUUUCGUGGUUCUCCGCACAGCCGCCUAGCGCCGACGUACGGUAUAGCACGUGUUUUGCGUCCGUUUAAGUGCUUCCGGGAUUAGAGUUCGAUACCGCACUGGUCACAUUUCCAAACAGUCAUUCCACCAGUCCGUCAGAUAUUCGGUGGUUUCGCGCAAAUGCUACCCAGUUUCGUUCGUGCUAUAGUUACAAAGUGUUUGGCUGCUGCUUACCUCCGGAAACCAUGCUAAAGUGUGAUCCGAUCCGUGUCAGUUACAUCGCAUUACCGUAAAACAAAAAAAAAAACAACAUACCGGGGCCAUGAAACUGUUGCUCAAAAUUCACAACAAAGAUCGUCACUCGACGACCACGGCGGCGGUCAAUCUGUUCCAGCGGAAGCGUAAAUAUCAUCACCGUAGACACUCGAAAUCAUCUUCCCCGGUGCCCUCCGGGGCCGCCUCCCUGCCUGCCUCCCAGCAGUCUGGCCCUUCCGCAUCUUCCACCCCGCCGCACGUAUCCUCAUCCUCGCUGACGUCAGCCGCGUCCGGUGCUGCCGUGCCGUGCGGUACGUUUGACGCGGAUCGGACCACUUCCGGUGCUGCGUCACUGGCCGCACUCGUGUACGGUGGACCCGGAAACUGCACGGAACCGAUUUCCUGCCCCAUCGAAAGACGUCCGCUACUGCGGAAUUCCCCAUCACAAUCAUCGGCACGCAGUUUUGCUAGCUCUUCCCGACCCGGCCGCAACAAUCACAACCGCGGGCUACCUUCAGUGGAACCAUCGACCCUGCGGCAGGAGCGCUACUUCAUUUACGGAGCGCUGAUAUUUUUCGCGAUCGUCGGAUUCUCAACCGCCAUCUACUUCAUCGUGAACCAGGUGCGCGGUCCAGCUGACAUUGACCGGGAGAUACUGUUCGACACCAACUAUCACCGGCGGACGAUGCCCAAUCUCGGCAACAGCCACAUGAUCAUCGAACGGCGUAACUGGGGUUCGCAGGUAGAUGCGCACGCAUCGAUCCAAUUGGAGCAUCCGGUUCAGUACGUGAUCGUUACGCACAUCGGCCUGCGCUCCAAAAAUUGCACCGGCAUGCACGAAUGUGCGAACAGGAUGCGCAUGCUACAGGAUGCAGCCAUCGGUGAGCGGAAUCUGCCCGACAUUCCAAGCAACUUUUAUCUUGGUGGAGAUGGCAACGUGUACGUGGGCCGUGGUUGGGAUAUUGCAAAUUCGUAUCACAAUCGAACACUGUCCGUUUGCUUCAUAGGAGACUACCAAACCUACGAACCGAAAGAAUCUCAAUUCUCCGCCUUGCACCAUCUCCUGACGUACGGUGUGAUACAGCGAAAGCUUGCCAACGACUAUAAGCUUGUGGCACGAAGACAGACCAAACCUACUACAGCCAGCCCUGGAGACAUGCUGUACGCCAGACUCGUUAGACUAUCCCGGUGGAAUCCUUGUGGAACGCAAGCAUACGCACACUGUGGGGCAGAAUUGGGCUUUCCGAGCGUGUGGGACGAUGAGCACGAUUUCAAUGAGCAUGGAUACAACAAUCAGAACCAGUUGAUGGGACCAAAUGCUUCGCCGGACAUAAAAAUCGAACGCCUUAUCGUGUACAGCAUAAUUACACUCUUCAUAAUCAUUGGUUUGGUGCUAUUGUUUUACAUUAUCUACAUGAUGUUCCCCUCCGGCGACAAUAUCAUUCCGAAGGAGCUAUUUUUUGAGGACAACUCUGCUUCUAAAUCAAUUCCCAAUCUCGGCAACGGGCACAUGGUAAUCGAUCGCCACAACUGGGGUGCACAGCAGGGUGUACAUGGACCGUACAAGCUGCCACAUCCCAUUCCGUACGUGCUGAUAACGCACAUAGGCGUCCACUCGGAAAUCUGCUCCGAUGUGCACGUUUGCUCCAUCAAGAUGCGCACGCUGCAAGAUGCAGCAAUUGCCGAGAAAAGUCUGCAAGACAUACCGAGCAAUUUUUAUGUCGGUGGUGACGGAAACGUUUACGUUGGUCGUGGAUGGGAUACGGCCAAUGCGUACGCUAACAUGUCACUGGCCGUGUGCUUCAUGGGCGAUUACGGGCGGUAUGAACCGAACGAUCUUCAGCUUUCAGCACUGGACCAUCUGUUGACGUUCGGGGAGAAACACCACCUUUUAACGGAAGACUACAAAAUCGUCGCACAUCGACAGGCACGAACUACACGCAGUCCUGGGAUAAAACUGUACGAGAAAAUAACGAAACUCACGCGAUGGUACCCGUGCGGACUACCAGGUUACGUAAAGUGUGGCGUCGAAAUAGGCCUACCAACAGUCUGGGAUCAAGAAUAUCCAAAAUCGAUCCCUACAACAGUUCCGACUGUUAGUGAUAAUAGUACUCAAACCAAUUAAAAGCAUUACAAACGAAUUUAAAGUAAUUUUGCCAGAUACUCAGGAAAUAUCGUUGUCUAAAAUUCAAUUAUUAUAUUUUAUUGUAGUUAAACGCAUUUUGGUCUUAAGUUAUCGACAAACUUUUGAUCAUUUUUUAAUAUAUGUUUUCGUUAGCAUAGGUUUUUUUUCUUUGAACGCAUUAAACUUUCUGACUUGGUAUACCACCAACCGCCAAUGGACUUUUGCUAUGACUUGAUUUGUUUAAACCUUGAUAGCAGGAUAGUUCGGGGGCAUUGCGUAUGGUCGGUAUCAUGAGGUCCGUUUAGAAUUCUUCUGUAGCUUUCCGCAGUCGUAGAUUCAUGGGACUGGGUGACUGGCCCCGCGCCCACGUGACCGUUUUGUUUAGCGUCGGGUUGCCCC
Messenger RNA from Anopheles merus, 3516 nucleotides. RefSeq lists its product as uncharacterized. The record is from RefSeq and is a predicted model, not a curated record. The coding region runs from base 1060 to 3117 and encodes 685 amino acids. Lineage: Eukaryota; Metazoa; Arthropoda; Insecta; Diptera; Culicidae. The transcript is spliced from 9 exons. Gene Ontology annotation, molecular function: zinc ion binding; N-acetylmuramoyl-L-alanine amidase activity. Gene Ontology annotation, biological process: peptidoglycan catabolic process.